Histoplasma mississippiense is the source of this 1770-nucleotide messenger RNA. RefSeq lists its product as hypothetical. Lineage: Eukaryota; Fungi; Ascomycota; Eurotiomycetes; Onygenales; Ajellomycetaceae. Gene Ontology annotation, cellular component: mitochondrial inner membrane. Bases 1 to 1770 code for a protein of 589 amino acids. Gene Ontology annotation, biological process: mitochondrial respiratory chain complex III assembly. The record is from RefSeq and is a predicted model, not a curated record. The transcript has a single exon.
AUGUUUGCUAGAGGGAGCAAGCGGCUUGCCUCACAACGCUUCUUGCCGUCCAAAAGCCCGCGAUGCUUUGCCCCACGAUUAUGUCCCUACUUUACUGCCCGACCUCAAGAACCAUCGAAGGAAUCUGUGGUGGCACGACGAUAUAGUCCUUACAUUGUCGUUGCAGGAGUGACUACAGCUAUAUCCUUAGGAUAUUAUUACACUAGGGAUAGACCGGAAAGUGCUGGAGAAACCUCGGAGUAUCAACACCCAGAGCUCAUUGUUCAGGAGGCCAAAACCCGCAAGAAUUUAUCAACAGAAGAAAACCGGGAAUCACUAAGUCCGCAGCAUGUCCAGGUGAAGAGAAGUUGGGAGCGGCCGGGGCUGUAUGCAUGGGGGUCUAAUACGGGGUUGGUUACAAACCCGGACUCGAAUGAAUUCGUUGUCAAGACUCCAAGGAGAAUAUCAUACUUCGAUGGCAUGGUUCUUCGCGAUGUCAAACUUGAUCAGAGUUUUGGUGCCGCUAUUACAGAAAACGGGGAUUUGAUUCAAUGGGGAAAAGGCUAUUCGAAAACAGAUUACAAACCAACGAAGACGCUCAAGGGGAAAAACCUAGUAUCACUUUGUAUUUCGGCGGACAGGAUCAUUGCGUUAUCUUCUGGAGGCAAUGUUUAUUCCCUCCCUGUAUCAAAAUCAGAUCAAGAGAAUGGGUGGAAACCUUUCGAAAGCUCCUGGAUUCCAUUCUGGCGAAACCGAGCUGAAUUGAGUUACCGCCCUCUGCAGCCACAACUUGGGUUGGGUGAAAAGGUUACGGCGAUCAGUAGCGGCCUUGAACAUUUGCUUUUAUUAACAACUUCUGGUCGUGUAUUUUCUGCUGCUGUUAGCUCGGAACAUUUUCCUUCCCGUGGUCAACUGGGUGUUCCGGGCCUGACGUGGAGCAAUCGGCCCAAAGGACCAUAUGACUCGUGUCAUGAAGUUAGAGAGCUGCGCGGGAUCCAUAUCACAAAUAUCGCGGCUGGAGAUUAUCAUUCCCUUGCUCUUGAUAAAACCGGACGGGUAUUCGUAUUCGGCGACAAUAGUUCGGGCCAGCUCGGACUAGACACCAAUGUCAAUACUCCAUUCAUUGAUACGCCACAAAUUCUUCCGCUCGCCAGUCUUUAUCCUGCUAAUGGCUGUGAGAUAAAUACAUCAAGUAUUGCCGCUGGAGGCGCAAAUAGUUUUUUUAUCGUCAAUACAAAAAGGGUACUUGGCCCAAUGGAGAUUCCAGCCACGGUAAGGGACCUAGGCCGACUCACUACAGAUCUUUGGAGCUGCGGGAAAGGGUUGUUCGGUGUCCUUGGGACCGGGAAGUGGACUCAUGUCCAAAGCACGCCGACAAAAAUCAAGGCUCUUAGUGGUUUAUUUGAGUAUAGUGACGCUGCAAAGAAAGUUGUUCCCAUUGGUAUAAGCCAUAUUUCGGUAGGCGCAACCCAUGCUGCGGCUGUUUUGAGCAACUUCACCAAUGUUUCAGCAUCAAAUGGCGGCUCCCAGACAGAUACGAAUUGGGGUGCAGACGUUUUCUGGUGGGGAGGAAAUGAAUUCUACCAAUUAGGCACCGGGAAAAGAAACAAUAUUGCCUCCCCAACGCACAUCCACCCUCCUGCUGACGUUAUAUCCCGCGAACGUCAGGGCGAGGACAGUCGAUUUCAAAUUACCCCUCGCCGCACUGUUAAAUUGGACGGGAGAAAAGUGAGCCUAGAGCAGCGGGUCGAGUGUGGGCGGAAUGUCACUGCUGUGUACUCUGCGGUUUAA